Messenger RNA from Thamnophis sirtalis, 2699 nucleotides. RefSeq names its product receptor activity modifying protein 2 (gene RAMP2). The record is from RefSeq and is a predicted model, not a curated record. Gene Ontology annotation, biological process: regulation of G protein-coupled receptor signaling pathway; angiogenesis; receptor internalization. Lineage: Eukaryota; Metazoa; Chordata; Lepidosauria; Squamata; Natricidae. Gene Ontology annotation, molecular function: coreceptor activity. Gene Ontology annotation, cellular component: cell surface; membrane; signaling receptor complex.
CUGUUAUUCUGAUUCAAAUCUCAAGCUGGUCACAGGAUAGAAGCAGACUGCCUAUGCUUCAGAGUGGCAGGCUGUACAAGAUGGAUGGCCAUGCUCUGCUCUUGAGACUGCUUUUGCUGGUUUCCACAGUGGCUAUUACACUUCAUGCUUUUUCUGGGACAACAGUAUCUCCCCAAAAUGCUACCUUCUCUUUCAAAAGUCUAAAUCUUACGAUUCAGGAAAUUAAAGAUUUUGUAUACAAUUACCGUAUCAGAGAGUGUUGGGAUUUGUUUACUGGGCAGAUGGCCAAUAUCAGCAAAAUAUAUUGGUGUGAUUGGAAGACUAUUCUCAGGCCAUACAGUCACCUGACAGACUGCCUGGAAAAUGAAGCUGAUAAACUGCUGAUAAACUACCCCAAUUCCAUGGCUGAGGAAUACAUCAUCAUCAGCCAUCAUGAAUACUUCCUCAAUUGCACCCUGCAGAAUCAACCUCUCAAAGAUCCUCCUGAAAAUAUUUUGCUGGCUCUCAUCAUAACCCCCAUCUGCCUUAUUCCUUUCUUGGUUGCUCUUGUUGUGUUGAAGAGCAAAGAUGGUGAGAUGCAUAUGUGAGUCCUAAAUUUUAUGAAGUAGUGUGAUAGGGUCUCCAUGGCCUAAGCAGCACAAUUGCAACACUCAAUUCUUGAGAAUUAUGAAAUUCACCCUACCUAGUCUAAUAAUAUUAUCUAGCAUGAGCCAUUGCACUGGAGACUAUUGAUUGAAGUGCUGAAUGAGGGCACGUUGUACUAAAAGAAGGGUAAUAGAAAGAGCAAAGCCAUACUCCAUCACCAAGGCAAAUGCUGAUGUAUGUAUGCUUCAGUUAUAACCUGAUUUAACAUUACUGCCUAUCUUAUUCUGAAUGAAUUAUGAGAACUAUAGACAAAUUGGGCUACUGGAAAUUCUUAGUGAGAAUUUCCUAGACUCUUUACAGAAUUGCUUUUUGUGAGACACCAAAGCAGUGAAAGAUUUUAGGGUGGAUAGAGAUAAGUCAAACAUAUUGUAUGUGAAUGUUUUUUUCUGUUAGAAAGAAAAUGGUAAGUUCUUAUGUGCCCUUCUUUUUACAAACUGAUAUUUUUGUCUUUCCACCCAAACUCUCAUCCAUGCUUAUAAUUGUCAGAUGGUUAUGCUGUAUAAAAUAGUGUUUUUCCAUGUAGGCAAAUUGUUAGGAUAAUGUCCCUUGUCUUUCUCCCUAUUAAGAUUAUGGCAAGCUCUGGCUAUCCCAAAUGUGGACUUCUUUUUGUAAGUAAUCUGAACUAACGAGAUGAAAUGGCAUCUGCCCUCAAUGCCUUCUUUUCAGUUACAAGUUUCACUCUACUCACUUCAACCUAAACAUUUGCUCAAUAUGCAGGAUAUGUCCAAGAUCUCCAAGGAAUUACAUAAAGCUGCAUUUCUCUCCUUCAGCAAGAUGGAAUAGAAAAAAUACAGAAAAUAUCUGCUAAAUGGAUCAAGAAAAUGAACUGAAAGUUGGUUUAAGUUUAGCAAAAGGAAUUAUGAGGGACAUACAUGACAAAAGACAAUUAAAUAGUGAACAGUUAGUAGAAAUGACAACCUAGAAGAGUUCAACAUAGUCACAUUUUGGCCAUUGUGUGAUACUCUUGUAACUAUUUUUAAAAUGCAAUGCAAUUACAUUUUCCUAUACUAGUAGCAUAGUACUAUUGAGACAAAUUAGAGCUAUUGGCUCUUUCACAAUUAACUUCCUCCUUGCAUCCUCUUACUUUUUUCUCUCCAACAUUUUAGUAGCAACAUUGAUUUUAACAAACCCUAUUAACAUAAUAUUAUUGCUUGACUAUGGCACUCUAACUUAAGCUCUAGAAGCUAUAUAUUGAUAUUUCAUAAAAGCAAUUUCCCUUCCAUUAUGUGUACUGCAAAGGAAGACAUUUAGAUAAAUUCAAAAACUAUGUUCAAUAUUUUUUGGGAAUUGAAGAAUAAAAUUUCCAUGGUUCUUCAGUAUCUAUUAUCUUUCACCUUGAUAACCUCUGUAAUCAAUUCUUUUUUGAGAAGUUCUCAAGUUGAAAUAUCCUGGCCCCCACAUGAGUGACAUACAGAAAUUACUGAAGAAGAACAACAGAUACAACACAUCAGCAAAUGGAUAAACUGGGCAGUUUUACUAGACAUUCUUCAUUUAUCAUAAUUGUUUUCCUGGGACACAUGUAUUUGUCUUCAUUCAUGUUUUCUUAGAAGUGAGCAUUUGAUUAUUCUUUUUCUGUAGCUUUUUUCUUUCUGUAUGAUAAAUAAAUGAAAACUGAAAGGAAAUUAGCAAUUAAAAUAGAACCUCAAUGCCAGAAAAUGUUUCCUUGUCAUGAUACAGAUAUCCUAUAACCGAAAUUGCAGAAAAAACAUUGAUGUUCAGUAGUUUGAUUUAAGUAUAAGUAUAAUCUUUAUUGUCAUUGGACUUAAAUACAAUGAAAUUGGUUAAAUACAAUGAAAUUUGCUAAUAAGUAUCCUUUCUGGGUAAUUCCUUUCAUAGGGAAUAAUUUCUCUUUUUGUGCUUCAAAUGGCAAUAAAGAUUAUGGUAUUCUGUUAAAGUCUCUUUGUCCUAAACAGUGCUUUGUUGUUUUUUUUUAUUAUGAGAAUGUAUUCACUUUAGUUUUGUUCUCUUUCAUUUUGUAUACCAUCUCAAAUAUCUGAAGGACAGUGCAAUGAUUUAUUAAUGUUUCAGAUAAAAUAAACAUAGGACAUACUAAG